Messenger RNA from Drosophila innubila, 1460 nucleotides. Its product is annotated as formylglycine-generating enzyme. Gene Ontology annotation, cellular component: endoplasmic reticulum. The transcript is spliced from 2 exons. Lineage: Eukaryota; Metazoa; Arthropoda; Insecta; Diptera; Drosophilidae. The record is from RefSeq and is a predicted model, not a curated record. Bases 50 to 1075 code for a protein of 341 amino acids.
AUGUCAGCCCUGGUGCUCAGCUGGCCUCUUUGUUGUUCCGAAAGUAUAAAUGCAAAAACUCAAAGCUGUAAUUUUCAUUUUGGCAGCUUUUAGCAGCUGUGCAAAUGGCGACUGUGGCUGCAAUAAGCUGGACAGAGAUGCCUCCACAUCGGAAACAGUGUCCCAGUUGCCGGAUCAACAGGUGUGCCAGCAACAGGCAGGGAAUAAAAAUAAACACUAUCGCGAUUACUACGCGGAUUUGGAACAAGGGAUUGAGGAGGAUAUGUCACUGAUACCAGGUGGCAGUCUGCAUGUUGGCACCGAUGAACCACAUUUCCAGGCGGAUCGUGAAUCUCCAGAGCGUCUUGUCCAGCUCAAAAAUUUCUAUAUGGACAAGUACGAAGUGUCCAAUGCAAAUUUCGAAAAGUUUGUCAAGGCAACAAACUACACGACGGAAGCGGAACGCUUCGGGGAUAGUUUUCUAUUCAAAACGCUGCUGACGCCAAGUCAGCAGUCGGAGCUGGAGGAGUACAGGGUAGCUAGUGCUGUCUGGUGGUACAAAGUCAGCGGAGUCAGUUGGCGCAAACCACACGGCAUUAAUAGCGGUUUAAAGGGUUUGGAGCAGCAUCCUGUAGUGCAUGUGUCCUGGCGCGAUGCUGUCGCCUAUUGCACAUGGGCCGGAAAACGUUUGCCCAGCGAGCCGGAGUGGGAAGCGGCCUGUCGAGGCGGUAAACAACGUAAGCUCUAUCCUUGGGGCAACAAAUUGAUGCCCAAGGACAAGCACUGGCUGAAUAUCUGGCAAGGAGAGUUUCCCGAUGGAAACACAGCCGAUGACGGAUAUAAAUAUACGUGUCCUGUCAACGAGUUUCGUCAAAACAACUACGAUCUGUACAACAUUGUGGGCAAUGUGUGGGAAUGGACCUCAGAUCUCUGGCAGCCGGAUGACACCAGCGAAACACCAAAUCGUGUCAAGAAGGGCGGCUCCUAUCUGUGCCACAAGUCAUAUUGCUAUCGCUAUCGCUGUGCGGCACGUUCCCAAAACACCGAAGACAGUUCGGCGGGCAAUUUAGGAUUUCGAUGCGCCAAGGAUGCUUGAGGUGCAUGUGUAAACAUAUGAAUCUUUUUAUUAUGUCUAAAAACUCCAGAUAUAUUCAUUUUUGUGAUUUUUAUCUCAUGUGCAUAGAAUAUUUAAGAUUAAUUUUAAUAUUGAAGGCUUAAAGAGAGAAUGUAAUGAUGUUAUCCCUGCUUUAAGGGUGAAGGGAAGUGGCGCCAAUGAUUUGCAUAAAGUUAUUGCUGCUCGCGUUCCGGAUUUGUGCCUCCACAGCCAUCGACUCUCUCCGCUUCUUGCGAUUGGUCUUGAGUCUGGCUUGAUGUUGUCUCUGCAAUUUUGCCUCGUUCUUGCGAGCUGGCGGUUUUGGCUGAUAUGGCAAAGGCACUUUGUUAUCACGACUAAAACAUAAGCUGCAGUUAGUUAUUUGAAU